This is a messenger RNA of Camelus dromedarius (Arabian camel), 1176 nucleotides long. It is a transcript of the gene TECR, whose product is annotated as trans-2,3-enoyl-CoA reductase. NCBI's taxonomy places the organism in Eukaryota, Metazoa, Chordata, Mammalia, Artiodactyla, Camelidae. Gene Ontology annotation, molecular function: oxidoreductase activity, acting on the CH-CH group of donors. The transcript has 13 exons. Bases 125 to 1051 code for a protein of 308 amino acids. Gene Ontology annotation, biological process: very long-chain fatty acid biosynthetic process. The record is from RefSeq and is a predicted model, not a curated record.
GCGGGGCGGACGCGGAGCCGCGGUUAGUCUUGCGCGGCGGUGGUGAGCGCGUGAGGUAUCCUGUGCCGUGUCUCUUGCAGGUAGGCAGCAGCAGCAGGAGCGGUAGCCUCUGUGUGAGGGAGCCAUGAAGCAUUACGAGGUGGAGAUUCUGGACGCAAAGACUCGGGAGAAGCUGUGCUUCCUGGACAAGGUGGAGCCCCAAGCCACCAUUGCAGAGAUCAAGAACCUAUUCACCAAGAGCCAUCCGCAGUGGUACCCUGCCCGCCAGUCCCUCCGCCUGGACCCCAAGGGCAAGUCCCUGAAGGAUGAGGAUGUUCUGCAGAAGCUGCCCGUGGGCACCACGGCCACACUCUACUUCCGAGACCUGGGGGCCCAGAUCAGCUGGGUCACGGUCUUCCUGACGGAGUAUGCGGGACCCCUCUUUAUCUACCUGCUCUUCUACUUCCGAGUGCCCUUCAUCUACGGCCACAAAUACGACUUCACGUCCAGUCGGCACACAGUGGUGCACCUCGCCUGCAUCUGCCACUCAUUCCACUACAUCAAGCGCCUGCUGGAGACACUCUUCGUGCACCGCUUCUCCCACGGCACCAUGCCCUUGCGCAACAUCUUCAAGAACUGCACCUACUACUGGGGCUUUGCUGCAUGGAUGGCCUAUUACAUCAACCACCCUCUCUACACACCCCCCACCUACGGAGCUCAGCAGGUUAAACUGGCACUCGCCAUCUUUGUGAUCUGCCAGCUCGGCAACUUCUCCAUCCACAUGGCCCUGCGGGACCUGCGGCCAGCUGGGUCCAAGACCAGGAAGAUCCCAUACCCCACCAAGAACCCCUUCACAUGGCUCUUCCUGCUGGUGUCCUGCCCUAAUUACACCUACGAGGUGGGGUCCUGGAUUGGCUUUGCCAUCAUGACACAGUGUCUCCCAGUGGCCCUCUUCUCCCUGGUGGGCUUCACCCAGAUGACUAUCUGGGCCAAGGGCAAGCACCGCAGCUACCUGAAGGAGUUCCGAGAUUACCCACCCCUGCGCAUGCCAAUCAUACCCUUCCUGCUCUGAACGGCUCCCCCACACCCAGGCGCAGCCGCGCGGGCUCGCAUCCCCCUACCCAGGUGUCAUUCUAGGGGAAGAAAGGGAACCACUGCUCUCCAGCAUCUGGAAUAAAACCUAUCUGCCCAGCUGGA